This is a messenger RNA of Parnassius mnemosyne (clouded apollo), 696 nucleotides long. NCBI's taxonomy places the organism in Eukaryota, Metazoa, Arthropoda, Insecta, Lepidoptera, Papilionidae. The record is from the annotation of a GenBank genome assembly.
AUGUCCGUUUUUGAUGGUGAUAUAGAGUUUAAAUCCGUUUACAUGAAUGAUUAUGUUAGAAAGAAUAAGCCUAAGAGUCCACGCCGGAAGGCCGUUGAUGACGACUGUCUAAUAGUGGGCGUCAGUCGAGAUGCUCUAAAAGCGAAAGACCAACCUCGCGAGAGUCCAGACGUGUUGUGUCCAAUCGACCAAGAAUACUACAAGAAAGCUGUGACGAGGUUUUCAGAAAAUUACCCGCGUCUGUCAAAAAAAUACAUGGCCGAAGACUUGGACCCUGUGCCGAUCGAACAUGAAAUACAAGAUUCAAAGAGGACUGAAUAUUUGAUUAAAUAUUGUUCUAGAGAGUUGCCAUUCAUGUCCGUGAAUUUGACACGUAGAGCCCGCGCUCUUCAGACACUGCGACUUCCUGACGAUAUUUACAUCCCCGACACGAGCCACCGCGGAUCUUACAGACCACCUAACCCCGAGAAGUACGCUGAACAUCCGUCGAAGAUGUCUAUGAAACCCCAGUUUGACGACUCCCUACAGAAGGAGCUUCGGCGGAUCUUACGUGUCAGAACUGGUGAUACCAGCUAUGAUGUAUGCCAUGGCCUGCUGGGCAAGGUGGUGCUGGAGAAGAACCCGUUUGGACCGCCGCGCGAAGAGCCGAAAUACGGCCGAUGGCGCAGUCCGCAUUAUUAUACUUAUUAUAUAUGA